Molecule: messenger RNA, 3537 nt
Organism: Didymodactylos carnosus
Lineage: Eukaryota; Metazoa; Rotifera; Eurotatoria; Philodinida; Philodinidae
Source: the annotation of a GenBank genome assembly
UCUUAUAAACUCUAUAACUUUGCAAAGAAAGGUGGUGUAGAGCUGGGAGACGUCUCAUUUUAAUCAGACAUUUCCGGGCUACAAUUACAACUCAUUAAGAAGAGGUUUCAGUUAGUUUUAGAGUUUCUGAAAAACUAGUUUUCCAGAAAACCGGGUCUUCAAGAGCCCUCCGUAGAAACCCAUUUAGGCUUUUUGUCAGCUCGAUGCCCUCUAUCAACUGAGGUAUGAACGAAGAAAAAUGGAGAGUAUCAUCUCGGGCGGUUCCCUCGUAAGAAGAGUGAAUAGCUGACUGUAAGGAUACAUGACCAUUGGUAACAUAACUCUUAUUUAUUCUAUCGACAAUUAAAAAAACAAGAUGAAGUAGAAAAUGGAAAUCUUGAAUCAUAUCCUCUUGAGUAUUGAAUGGACGGUCUAACACCAUCAUCAAUUUUCAUUUUGUUUAUGAAUGAUACAAAAUUAAAUUUUGUGAAACUGUUCUCAAUUCAUUGUUUUUAUUUCAGUACGACUUCUAUCCAACAACCAUUUAUCUCUUCGAGUAGUUCAUCAUCAUCUAUCAAUCAUUAUUUAACUAUUUAUAAUCGUCGUAUCAAUGAUUUAUGUAAUCAUAUUUCAAUUGUUGAACAAGAAAUACCAACAAUAUCAUGUAAUAAUUUAGCAUUAAUAAAUAAAAUUCAACCGUGGAAAGAUAAAAUUGAAUGUGAAGAUUAUUUAAAACGAUUAUUUGAUAAAAAAUUAGAUCGUUCAAAACGUCAACAUCUAUUAACCGAAAUACAAUGGAUAACAAAUUUAAAUGAACAAUAUCAUUUACAAUUAAUACAAGCAAUGAUAAAUCGUUGUAAAUCAAAUGAUGUUAAAAAAUUUGUUAACAGUCUCAAUGAGUAUACAUCAUGUUCAUUAGUUCUAUUAGCAAUUGUAUUUAAAUCAACAAUAAAUAAUCAACAAAUUAAUGAUGAAUGUUUAAAAUUAUUAAUAAUUUUAAAACAUUAUGAAACCCAAGGUAAAAGUAUUUUUGGACUAAGAUUACGAACAAUUAAACGAUCAGAUGAUCAAACAAAUAUGAUAACAUCAUUAUUAAAUAUUAAACGUAAUUUAAUAGUAACAACAACAACAACAAAUACUUUAACAACUAAUAUUAGUCAACAACAAUCCGAUAUGUUAAAUAUUUUAUGUGAUUAUUAUCCAGUAAGAGAUUAUAGAAUAGAAAAAAAUUUUAAACAUUAUAUUCAAACAACAUUUUCAUCGAAUAGACAAGAUGAUUGUAAACAUAUAUUAAUAAAUUUAUUGUGUGAAUCCGAAGAUAAAAUGUCAGAAUCAACGAUUGGAAUGUUACUUGAUCAUCUAUCAACUAUGGAAAAUUUAUCAUUAAAUUCAUCCAUUAUGAAUCAGUCAUUUCAACAACAUUCAAUUCAUAUCUUACGAUCAUUAUUUUCUCAACGUUCUCGUUCAUCAAUAUCUCAAAAAUUAUUAUUAAAACAAUUUUUACAUUCAUGUAAUUGGACAACUAUUGACGAUUGUAUCUUUGAUUUAUUAACACUUCGUUCAUCAUCCUCUUCAUCGACACAAAUACAAACAUCAAAUACGUCAACAAAUCUCAAUACUAUUGAUUUGACUAAUUCUUAUCGUUUAUCACCUAAUAGUCAAACUGAUUCAUCGACUCAUCAUCGUUUAUGUCCAACACAAUCACUUAUUUCCAGUCGUUGUUCAUUAUUGGAAUAUCGUGAUUCUAUAUUGAUACUAGAUAUGCUACAAUCUUAUCUAAAAUUAUCACAAUUAUGGGUUGGUAGAGAAUCAAAAAUGUUAGAACGUUGUAAUGAUAAACCAUUAAUUAUAUUGAAAGAAAAUCAUAUUUAUACACUAAUACUAUACAUAUUAGAUGAAGCCUAUCGUUUAAAUAUAUCAAAAAUACUAAAUAUUCGAAAACAAUAUAUCUAUCGCUAUGAACUAUUAUGUUCAUUAAUUAAAUCAAAACAAAAAUAUUUAUUAAAAAAAUGUUUAAAUCAAAUUUUAGUUGAUUCACAAUUACAAACAUGGACAAAAGAUAUUCUACCAUCAUUUUAUUAUACAUUAUAUUUAUAUGAACCAAAUUUAUUUGAUAAUGGUUUUUAUUUAAUUAUACAAAAUCUAUUUGAUGACAUAAAACAACAUAGUUUACUUGGUGAAAACGUCACUGGACAACAUCAACAGUGUAAUGAAUGUCAAUAUGAUUUAAUUAUUCAUAAUUUAUUAGUUCGUUUAAAUAGUUUUGAUUUGAUAACAACGUCCACAUCAUCAACUACAUCAUUUGAAACUAAUUUAUUACUUCGACAAAUUACAUCUACUCAUCCUUUUAUUGUUAUUCGUCAUUUAAAUGUUAUUACAUUGUAUAUUCAAUCACGUUCAGCAACAUUAAAAAUAAAUGAAUAUAAAAAACGUGAUUCAAAAUAUCGUCACUAUUUUCUAUCGAUAUUUAAUUUAAUUGAACGUUUACAACCAUAUAUUUUUGAUCAAAAAUAUUCUCAACAAUUACAAAUUAUUCUUGAUAUUUAUAUUAAAAUUUGUAUAUCACAACUGUCAUCAUUAUCGUUAUCUAAUAUAUCCACGACCAUUUUAUCAUCAAAUUAUCUUUCCGAUUUAAUUUAUCUAAUCGAUCAUUUACUAAAUUUUAUUUUAACCUAUUUGACAGUAACAAAAGAUAAUCAUCAACUGUUACGAAAUUAUUAUUCAAAAUUUUUUGAAAAAUUAAAAGAUAAAAUACAACAAAAUAAUGAAUUAUUAAAUAUUUUAAUAUCGAAUCAAAAUAAUUCAACUAUGAAAAAUUUGGCACAGUUAAAAAUAUUAAAUGAUUCACUUAAUCAAAAUGAUGAUAUUAUUGAUAAUCAACAGACACAUCAACAUCGAACAACGUUUGAUGUUCGUUUGUGUUUGGUUGAUCGUCAUAUUUAUGACCAACAACAUCAGCUAAUAUCUGGCAAAAAUUUGUCAAUAAAUCAACAAAAAUAUGAUGAUAUUCAAAAAUUUAUUUCAAAAUUAAAUAAUUUAAAUUCACUUGAUAUAGAAGAAAUAUUAACUAUUUUAAAUGAUUUGAAAGACACAAUCGAUCAUUAUUCAUCUAUUGAUAUAUUAGAAUAUUUUAUCGAAUGUUUAACGAAUCUCAUUCAACAUCAAAAUAAACAAAUUCGAGAAUAUGCGUAUGAAUUUAUAUUGAAAUAUUUAGAAAAGUAUCCACAACGUUCACAAUUAUUUUCAACAUCGUAUAUCAAAUGUUUAACAUACACUGAUAAUAUAAAUAUAUUUCAAACGGCUAUUGAAUAUUUUAAAAAUUUAAUUAUCUACUAUCGAAAAGAAUCAAAUGAUUUUUUAUAUUUAAUAUUAAAAUAUGGUCUAAUUAAUAAAAUUGAUGUUACAUCAAAUAUCACUCAAGCAAUACGACUAUUAAAUUUGUAUAGAUAUGAUCAAUUAUCAUUGAACAUUAGUGAAGGAUCAACAUCGACACCGACACAAAAUCCGUUACUUUAUCAAACAACAAGUGCAAUUAACACAAAUAUUAUUUUGGAAUAA